Molecule: messenger RNA, 7386 nt
Organism: Dicentrarchus labrax (European seabass)
Lineage: Eukaryota; Metazoa; Chordata; Actinopteri; Moronidae
Product: potassium voltage-gated channel subfamily A member 1
Exons: 2
Coding region: 528-2270 (580 amino acids)
Biological process (GO): protein homooligomerization; potassium ion transmembrane transport
Cellular component (GO): membrane; voltage-gated potassium channel complex
Molecular function (GO): delayed rectifier potassium channel activity; protein binding
Source: RefSeq, a predicted model, not a curated record
ACGCCCCUGUAGGAACAAGAAGAAACACAGAUUUAAACACUGAUUGUUUGCAUUAAUCUUUUCUCACAAUGAACUGAAUAAAAUUAAAAUUAGGAGGUAUUAAAGCCACAGGCUGCGCGCGCACUUUGUUGCCAUAAACCCAGAAAAUGAACAGAGCGCGUCCCCGCCCCCAGAGAGAGAGAGAGAGAGAGAGAGAGAGAGAGAGAGGAUGACAGCUUGUCUCACAUCCACAGACAUUUUCAGAGGCAGCUAAACGGUCUGAACAGCACUUUUGACGUCAGGAAUAAUCAUUACAGCCUACUCUCUCAUCCGGGUCUCCUUCUCCUCCUCUUGUGGUUUUAAUAUUUACUUCAUCCACAGCAGCGGCGGCGGGAGCAGCGGGAGCAGCGGGAGCAGCGCGCAGCCUUAACGCCAUAUGCACAGAGAGGGAGCCGCUCCAACUUUGUCCACCCGGAGCUCUCGGAGAGGAUGCUGCAGCUCAACAAGUCCGUUUCGUUCCGCGCACACUGACUGUUGAUGGCUGCGGAAUGGAGAUAGCCUUGGUGAGUUUUGAGAACGGCGGUGCCAAAGGGAGCGGAGGAGGAGGAGGAGGAGGAGGAGGAGGUGGAGGCAACAAUGCCGAGGACAGCUGCCGGAACGCGCUGGACGUCCCUCAGCCGGGCUUCGUUCAAACUGGACUCGGAGAGGACUACGGUAAGGAGCUGAACACCCGGGGGAGUCCUCAUCAGCAUCUUCAUCAUCAUCCUCCUCAGCAGCAGAGCUCCUGGAAAAUCAACGACAUGAACAACACUUUCAGCUGCAGCGAGAACGCCAUGGAUGCGCUUUUACGCGCGGACCACAGUCCACAUCUGUUCGACGAGGACAUGCUGGACAUGGACAUGGACACGGAGAGCAACGAGAGGGUGCUCAUCAACAUAGCCGGGCUGAGGUACGAGACCCAGCUGGGCACCCUGAACCAGUUCCCGGAUACUUUACUGGGAGACCCCGCCAAGAGGAUAAAAUACUUCGACCCGCUCCGGAACGAGUACUUCUUCGACCGCAACAGACCGAGUUUUGACGGGAUUUUGUAUUUUUAUCAGUCGGGAGGGAAAAUCCGGAGACCUGUCAACGUGUCCAUCGAUGUGUUCGCGGAUGAGAUUAGGUUUUAUCAGCUGGGGGAGGAGGCCAUGGAGAGGUUCCGUGAGGAUGAGGGCUUUAUAAAAGAGGAGGAAAAGCCGCUGCCUCAGAACGAGUUCCAGAAGCAGGUCUGGCUCAUAUUCGAGUACCCGGAGAGCUCCAGUCCGGCGCGGGGCAUCGCCAUCGUGUCCGUGAUCGUCAUCACCAUAUCCAUCAUCACCUUCUGCCUGGAGACGCUGCCGGAGUUCAGGGACGAGAGGGAGCUGCCCGUCACCAGCCGGCUGGACAACAGCACCGCGCCCCGGCCGUCCCUCACCUUCACCGACCCCUUCUUCAUCAUCGAGACCACAUGCGUCAUCUGGUUCACCUUCGAGCUGUUCGUGCGCUUCUUCGCGUGCCCCAGCAAGUCGGAGUUCUCCAAGACCGUCAUGAACAUCAUCGACAUCAUGUCCAUCAUGCCUUACUUCAUCACAGUGGGCACGGAGCUGGCGGAGCAGCAGGGCCAGGAGCACCAGAACGGGCAGCAGGCCAUGUCCCUGGCCAUCCUCAGGGUCAUCCGCCUGGUGCGGGUCUUCCGGAUCUUCAAGCUCUCCAGGCACUCCAAGGGGCUCCAGAUCCUGGGGCAGACUCUCAAAGCCAGCAUGCGGGAGCUCGGCCUCCUCAUCUUCUUCCUCUUCAUCGGAGUCAUCCUCUUCUCCAGCGCGGUGUUCUUCGCGGAGGCGGACGAGCCGGAGUCGCACUUCUCCAGCAUCCCCGACGCCUUCUGGUGGGCCGUGGUCACCAUGACAACCGUCGGUUACGGCGACAUGAGGCCGGUGACGGUCGGCGGGAAGAUCGUGGGCUCGCUGUGCGCCAUCGCCGGUGUGCUCACCAUCGCGCUCCCGGUGCCGGUCAUCGUCUCCAACUUCAACUACUUCUACCACCGGGAGACGGACCAGGACCAGUCCUCCCUGAAGGACGAGCCCAACAGCGGCCGAGCGAGUCCCGAACUGAAGCGCAAAGGGAGUAAAUCCUCCACCAAGUCUCAGGACGCGGAGAACAACGACGCGGGCGGUUCUUCGGUGGAGAAGGCGAACAUCAAAGCGAACAGCAGCAUGGACUUCAAGAGAUCCCUUUACGCGUUCUGCUUGGACACCCGGGAGACAGACCUGUAGUCCCGCAGCCCCCCCACUUAAAAAAAACCCCCAAACUGUUAAAGCCCAUAGUUGUGUAGAAUAAACCCCCAUUAAUGGGCUCUUAAGUCUUUGCACAUAGCAGUCGGAGGAUCAACACAUUGCAAUCCUGAAAAGUUUUAAGAGCGACCGGGGGUUGAUUUAUAAAAAGCACAUUUUAAUCCCGACUCAUCCUGUAAGCGCAUCCGUUAAAAACUGAGGAGUUAUGGACAUGUGAUGCAACACAGUGGCCCUUUAAAGCAGGAACACCUAAAAAGAACAUGAAAACUCCAGUUAAAUAGGACACGUAGCUGCACAUAAUCGAGGACAAGCAGGACUUGGAAUAAUUACUUGACACCACGAGAGGAUUAACAACCAGACUCUUGUACAUAAAUGUAGUGAAAACAUAUUCAGCCGUAGAAACAAACAGCCAAAUUUUAUUUUUCGUACCUUCCCUACAUUUAGUCAUUAUGUUUACGCUGGAAAAAAAAGCUGCAGCAAAUGUGUACAUAUCCCCCCCCCACCUGCUAUUUAUGAAUUGGAUUAUGGUGUUAUUGUAGAUUUAAAAACAAACAAACAUAUAUUUUUGAGAUGCAGACACCUGUCUCCCCUCCACUCAGGUUCUGUGAAAAAGAAGUGAGACACUUUUCCUGUUUUUCUAGAGUGGAUUCGCUCUCAGAGGACCUAAAGAGGAGAUUUUUAGACGCCUUGUUUAUGAUUUUUUGUUAAAGAAAAAGGACAUAUAAUAUGGAAGUACUGAGGGAAUGACAGCCAAGAAAAGAGGACAGCGCAGAGACCAUCUGGAGAGCUCGAGCCACACAGAUAACCAGAGAGUUGAAGCCCUGCCCUCCGACCAUCAGGAGAGUCGAUCCGCCUCCACCAGGACGCUCACCAACAACUGCUGCUGCACUUCAAACAAUCAGCAUCCAACCGCCCUUUUCUGGAACUCUGUGCCUUCAACCAAAAUUCACCAGUGAUACUUCUGAAGCUUUUGCUUUUUUUUUUGUUGCUUUUUGUUGUUGUUGUUGUUGUUGUUGUUGUUUUUCUUUGGAGCAGGACUCAGAGGAUAAAUCUGCCUGAUGUAGGAGGGCCUGGGAUCAUACUGCUGCUGCUCCCACACUUUAUCUCUCUGGAGACAACAAAUAAAAAAAAAAGAAAAACCUAACCAGGACAUGCAAAAUUUUGAUCAUUUUAACGUCCUAAACGUAUUUUUCUUUUUCUUUUUUCUACAAAUUGUGUCAGUGAUUUCCUUCAUAUCAGAAGAAAAUCCCUCGCUGUGCAAUAUCAGUCCAUAUUUAUGUGAAGUUGUCAUGUGGAUGUAGACUUUUUGACGAACUUUUUGGUUUUAUUUUUGUAAUGAUGUUUUCCUGAUUUCUAUUUUUCUAAAAUGAUAACGGUGUAAAGAUGAGGGGAGGGAAAAAAAAAAACAAAAACACAUUUUAAGGGAGAGAGGAUGUUUGGUUGUCGCUGAAGACGAUUUGUCCGAGUUUAGUUUUCCUCAACCGCAUCCCCUCCCGCUCUCGCCAGGGCCAAAGCCAUAGCCUAUCUCAGAUAACAAAGUUAGUGUCCCUAACAGCAAGAUGCAUUCAGGGUCUCGCAGUCUGGGGCCGACACCGCAGGCUCCUCUCGUCAGCUCAUCUUAGCUGUUGGAUUUAUUAUUUUUUUGAGCGAUGUUUUUGGUUUCUACUGUAUGUUUCAGGGGCUUGAAUCUGAAGUAUUUAGUAUUAUCUACCUUUGUGUGGCCUGUUCUUCUUGCUGUUAUUUUGUACUUCCUCCUACAUAUCAAUCAAGCAACUAUAAGUGGCAUGAGCGUACGUGAGAAAAAUGAAUGAGUGAGUUCGGCAGAAUGGGAGAAAAAAAAAAUGCUGUAAAUUCUCAAAUAAAAGCUGAAUAAUGAGCCCGGUCUCCUAUAAAAGCCUGGUCUCCUAUAAAAGCCUGGUCCAGGUAAGAUAAGAAAUGACCAGAGGUGGGAUCAAGUCCUGAACUUUGAGUCAUCACCUAAUAUAAAUGUAAUUUUAACAACAGAACAAAACAAAUUUAUUUGGUGUAUUUUUUUCAGUCAGUUCUUCAUGUUUCUCUCCUUAAACCUGAUUGGAUCCAACAAACUGAAUGAAAAACAUUCAGGAAAUUAACCUAUUUGUCUAAAUGUUUUUAUAUGUCUGAAAUGGGACGGCACCCUUACUUCUUACUGAGAGUACAGUCGGUGUAUUUUGGGGCCAACAGUUUUCCCUUUUUUGAUUUUCAAAAUAAAAAAAACAAUAAACAAAAAAAAGAAACAUUUUCUGUUGUGAAAAUAAAAUCGGAAAACAAAAACAAGUAAUUUAAAACAUUUAUAAGCACAUUGAAUAAAGUCAGAUUUUAUUUUCAGGACAAAAAACAAUGGAAAACAAGCUGUUGUCAGGAAGAAACUUGUUUUCUCAUUAUAAAAAAUAAAAUCUGUUGGCUGCAAAGUACACUGACCGAGGUCUGGAACUUAAUAUGUAGGGUAAAUGGCACAACAAAUCAGGUUUUUGUUGUUUAGGGUUAGGGUUGUGCUGAAUUAGGGUGCUGGGCUUUGGGGAAAGGUGUCAAGUAUUUUCAGAUCAAAAGUCUCAAGUCCAGGUUGAGUUUAAAGUCAUCAAAUUAGUGACUCGAGUCCAUGGGAGUUAUGUAAGUUACUACUUUUGUCUUUACAGGUUAAAGAAUCAUUUAUUCCCAAAUCAAACCACAAAGGUUCAUAAACUAGCGUCAGAGCUUUCAACCACAUCUCAAGGCCUUUGUACCAUAUCUUCUUCCUAAAGGCCAAUAAUUAAAAUCCAUAAUCAGUUUGUUGGUAGUCGAUGUUGAUGCUAUGUUCAUUGUGCUUUUGUAAAGACAAGUGCAAACUCAGAUAAAAGUCCACCAUUAAACCUACCUUUGGGUAAGAAAUGAUAUCUGGUCCUAAAUUAAAAGCUAUAAAUGUUUUAUUCCCGAGUUCGAAAAGGUCAAAUUUGACUGGUAACCUCUGAAACAACCAUCUUGAAGCUAACAAAUAACUCCAUUGUUUAAGGUAAUAAUUGUAUUUUAUUGUCCUCAAACCACCAACUCUGCGAUUGUACAGCCGUCUUGAGUUGAAAGAUAAAAACAGGAAUCUUUAUCAUCUCUAGCUAACAGACACACUGGUCCACCGUGUCAGUGUCACGUUUCCAACACAUUCUGACAUGAAGCUAGCAAUAAUAAAUAUGCAACAUCCAGUUACAUUUUCAAAAUAAAAGCUUGAUAAGGGUGCAGUUUGGUUACGUUUAGGCAACAAAACUACUUGAUUAGGAAAAUAUCGCAAAUCGUGUUACGUAUGUAACUUAAAAUAAGUCAACACCAUCCUUUUUGUUUCACAUGUGACUCAAACAACGAUCGCGAUGCAUCCGUCCUUUGUUGCUCUUUCUACUUUACUGACACUGACACGGUUUCCUGUCGCGGGUUAGCGAGUUUAUUCCAGACUGGGCUGCUCCAAUAUGACGCUGAGAACGCAGCAUUAGCUUCUUUAAUAAUUCAACGUUAGAUUUGUGCCUUGUUAGCUGACGUUGGAUCGCUAGUUGCUAAGCUAGCAGUAGAUCUGCUCUAUUAAUGUUAAACUAGCGAGAAAAGAAGUGCGAUAUUCUUGACUUCUUGAAAAUGUAAAUAAAAAGCAUUGUUCAGACCUACAGGAUAUAAAAGAAAAAACAAUGUGCUUUUACGCUACUAAUAAAACUUAAACUUCUGUAAUUGUUUCACAAUAAAAGUCUUAAGUGAAGGGAUUAUCGACUGAAGGCUUUUAAUGUGAAACUUUCCAUUAGAGACCCAGGCCACUAUUUGAGAAUUUACAGUACUUCCUGUUUUAUUGUUUCAAUCCUGUUUUUCUGCAGUUGUGAAAUGUGUUACGUGUUUCCUUGAAGCUGCUAUCCCUGUACUGUGUAGAUCGGAGAUGUCCUGCCUUAUCCCUGAAGUCCUACAAACAUCCUCCAUUAGCUCUCCACACACACACACACACACACACACACACACACACACACACAGUUUUCUUCUUCAUGGACUCAAUUAAAUGCAUCAGUGAUUCAGUCGAUUCAGUUUGUGCCUUUUAGGGAAAUUUUCACAUUUGAGUGUUUUUUGAACCGUCCCUUUAGCAGCCCCGCUUAGUGUCGGUUAGCUAUCUCGUUAGCUUCAGUUAUAUCAAUAUCAAUAACUUUUUAUUGAUUUAAAUGUUGUACAAUCCUGAGAACAAAUGGAAGUUAAGGAUCAGUGCACAGAAAGCAGAAAGAAGCUCAGAAAACUUGAAACUGAAAUCAAUAUCCGAUACAGAUAAUUUACAAAUACGAGUAUCAGCUCAUCAAUUCAGAAGCUGUAAUUUAUUUUAUAAUCAAUAUAGCAGCUUCUGAUCAACCCAUAUCAAUUGAUCCUUUUCAAACCUCGGUCAACUUCCUCCUUUAAUGUACUUAGAUACAGAUGAGGUUUGCUCAACUGUUAUUGGAGCAGAGAGCAAAGGGGCGGGACUUAGGAGCAAAAAGGAGGCGGGGCUUGUGAAAGGGUGUUCUGAGUAUUGAUACGAAUAUAGAUCAUUUAUCUGGUUGAACAGACGGUGAAAACAGCUCACAUGUACAAACUUUGAUCCCAUCAGAGGCACAAACUGAAGCACAAAGUCCACAAAUUAGUUUAUUUGUUAAUUUAUUCAAUCAAAUCCACAUUUUUGCUGCAUUUUUGACAUUUUUCAACAUUUCUUGAAAAGCAAACUGUUUGUAGGCGAAUCUCCCUGCAAAGUGUAACUUUCUUUUAAUGCAUGGUUUCGAUUGAAUACGUUCAUAUCUAUCCAGGGAUGUUGUGUUCUGCCACCAGUAGUGGAGGUAGUUUCCCUUCCUGUGUGGAGUCUUUGCUGCCUGUGAGUGUGAAUCAUCCGUGAAGCUGCCUCCGUCCAUCAAGUACCUUUACUGACACCAUUCCCCAAAACAACGCUGCCAAAUUGGUCUGAAUAAGCCAAAUUAUUUUCUCUGUGUAUAAGUGGUUUAAGUGUAUCACAUGUUAAACCUCAUCCCGUUAAUGUUACAUUGUGUUUUUAACAAAAAAGACUCCUGUUUGUUAAAUUGUUAAUAAUAUAUGCAGAAGAGUUAUGAAAUAAACUGAAACAAACUCA